UCGUCUCUUACAAACGGCAGUGUUCCGGGAAAAGAAUCGUUCUGAGUUGGUUCAAAAUCCCCGCGCAAAUGUUCAAAUUGGUCUCGAAAGCCCUGGGCGUUUGCGGCUACAUUAUUCAGUAUGGCUGCAUUACGCAUUGCACCUUCGAGUACAUCGGUGACUUCGUCGUCUGUGUGGGCCCAUCUAUGGAACCAACGCUCACCACCAACAACGUGCUUAUUACUGACCGGAUCACGCCGCGCCUUUCAAAGCUGAAACGCGGGGACAUAAUCAUCACGAAAAGUCCAACAAACCCGGUGCAGCACGUGUGUAAGCGAAUCAUUGGUAUGCCGGGUGAUCGUAUUAUGACGCGAGCAUCGUUCAAUCUCAACCCGCUAUCGAACACGUACACAAUCUACACAUCGGUCGUCGCAUCCGAAACGACGACCGCGCAACAGACCCCAAGCUCAGCUCACAAACCCCUCCACGUGCCCGCGGCCAAGCUCCGACAAAAAGUGGACUAUGUAAGCAGUUCGAUCGAUGAAACUCGAUCAACGAGCCAGCCGACCACCAACGCCGUCCACAGUAACCGGCCAGAUGAAGCGAACGAAGGCGAAGCCACGGUCGAGAUGAUGGACGAGUUGGGAACACGUGUAGAACCCAGACCGAGCAUUGUUACAGUGCCGCGCGGGCACCUAUGGAUCGAGGGCGACAAUGUACAAAACAGUUCCGACUCGCGCAACUAUGGCCCCGUUCCGAUUGGACUCGUGAAAAGCCGGGCUAUUUGUCGACUUUGGCCAUUGAACGAGUUCAAGCUGUUCAUUUAAACACCCGACGGUUCCUUUCGUCUUACCUCCGUGAGACGUGUAAUAUUGCUGCAAGGAUUGAUAUUAAAUAGAUAACACGCCCCUUCGCCUCCGAACGAUAUAGACUGAAAAGGUUGAGGCACACUUAUGUUAAGAUUAGCGGACCGGAAGAUUGCCGAAAAGAAAACGAAACAGAUAACUGGCUAUUCCACACCGAAAAUCGGUGACCGAAGGAGUGUGUGUGGAUUACGGCAUUGUCUUUAUUUUUAGGAAUUUCCUUAGUUCGAUACAGCUACGCAUACACACAGACACUUCACGAUACAAAGAUAAUUUUCCCGCACUACAGUUUAGAUUUUGUUAAAAUUAGAGAAAAACCUGCACUACGUUUAAUAAUAAAACCAAAACAUACACAAAACAAAGGCUCGGCUCGUUCGAGGAGCCGACGCAGCAGG
This is a messenger RNA of Anopheles bellator, 1237 nucleotides long. Its product is annotated as mitochondrial inner membrane protease subunit 1. The record is from RefSeq and is a predicted model, not a curated record. Gene Ontology annotation, cellular component: mitochondrial inner membrane peptidase complex; membrane. Lineage: Eukaryota; Metazoa; Arthropoda; Insecta; Diptera; Culicidae. Bases 69 to 806 code for a protein of 245 amino acids. Gene Ontology annotation, molecular function: serine-type endopeptidase activity. The transcript is spliced from 2 exons.